Cuscuta epithymum is the source of this 947-nucleotide messenger RNA. The record is from the annotation of a GenBank genome assembly. Lineage: Eukaryota; Viridiplantae; Streptophyta; Magnoliopsida; Solanales; Convolvulaceae.
CGAGCACGCCACAUGCUCCUUAAAAUUUCUGCCAUAUUUCCCCGUUCUUUUUUCACUCUCUCGUGUCGAGUUCGUACUAUUUACCCUUUUCUCUCUUUCUCGUCUUCUAUGUAUCUAGCCUGCUAGAAGUUAGAAGAGAGUCAAGAGACCCCCUUCGUAAUUUGAAACGCCUCAAAGUAGCAACUUUCCUCUCUUCAACGGUUAAAAUGCAUCACAGCAGUUUAGCUCGGCAGGUACUUGCGGCCUAAUCACCAUAAGCCUUCCCCUAGGAGAAGAGCGAAAGACUGAAGAUGAGUGGAUUUUUUCAUACGGCAUGGGCGCACUUCUGUAAACUAAUAGUGGUUUCAAGGCCUGUUGAGAAUUCGUUGCUAGAUGGAGCUAAAGCAGUUGCAGCCCGAGUCUCAAUAAUAAAAGAUAAGGAUGGUAGGAGAAUGAAGGCUUGCUGUCCUGUUUGUUUAAUGGCUAUCUCCGUGGACCACACCCUACAAGCUUCUGAUCUGAGAAUGUCACUGGCUAUACACUUACGUUUAUAUCACCCCGAUGAUAUAAACUUAAUUUGGGAGGUUAUGCACAAUAGGCGAGACUCUUCUGUACACAUGCCCUCGUUCUUCCUUGGUGUUGGCAUGGCUGCUGGAGUUGGAGCCCUCAGUCUCUUGACAAAAAACCGGGUCAGACCAUCUCAUAAUAAAAGGUAAAAGGGCAGAACAUCGAUUACAGUGUGCUGUUGAUUACAGUGUGCUGCUUGGAAGUGAUAGAGAAGGCUAAGAAUGUUCUGUAGAUGUGAAUGUUUAUGUAUGUUUUAUUUAUAUUGUUCAAUUUUAUUCAUUAUGAAUUCGCUGGUCUGUUACCAGUUUUGACCCUCCAUAAAGUGUUGUUUUGAUUGUUAUAUACCCGUGUAUGUUUUAUGUUGCUCUCCUAGAUGUUUUUUUGUUCUUGUCUGUUUUACA